CUCUUCGCCGCCGCGAGCGAUUCCAAUUUCCAUCCAACCCAUGUAAGAAUUAAUAUCUCAGGUCUCAAACACAAACCCACGAGAUUCAAUUCAAUUCAAUUCUCACAUAUCUCCUCUCUGUCUGUUAUGGAUCGCGAUACGCAAAGCCCUGAUCAUCCGCCUCCUAUCCUGGGACGAAUCAUAACCAAAGGGAGGGUCAAACUUUCUGCAAUAAAAAAAAUGAUGGAAAUGGAUUGGUAUCCUCUGAAACAGGUGAGAGCUUACAAGUAUGACGACAAUCUGUUUGCAUUCUACCUCAAAUUUGAAUUCCACAGGAAAUGGGCAUUAAAGAAUGCUCCGUGGACUGUUGAUGGUUGCAUUCUAAAUCUGAAGCAUUGGGACGAUAUGCUAGCUGCUGAUGAGGUAGACUUUUCAGAAGUACAAUUUUGGGUUAGAAUUAUGUCUCUUCCUUUAUGCAUGUUGAAUGCAAAAUCUGGGGUAAAGAUUGGUGAGAAAGUGGGAAGAGUGAUAGAUGUUGACGAUGAUGAACAGAUUUUAAGUAGAAACUACGUAAGAGUGAAAGUGAUGGUUAAGGUGGAGUCUCCCUUGAAAGCUGGAUUUACUUUGAUAAGAGAAGGUAUGGAACCCAGAUGGAUUCAAUUCAAGUACGAGAAACUUGUUGAUUUCUGUUAUUGUUGUGGAAGAUUGGGACAUGGUGAUGAUCUUUGCCCACACAAACAACCGAAUGGUGACUUUGUAAACCCAUAUGGGCCAUGGUUGAGAACACAGAAGAAGAAGAUCAUGAUGGAAGAAGAAGAAGAAGAACAUGUACCUGAUCAUGGAAAACUGAGCGCCUUCAGUGUUGAUAUUAUAGAUGAAUUUAAGGAGGAAGAAGAAGAAGAAGAUGAAGAUGAAUCAGAAGGAAACCUUGAAGAGCAGAUAGAGGCAACUACAAUAAUAGUUAAGAAUAUCAUUCACAACGAUCCUAAAGGGAAGGAGGCUGCAGGCGGCCAUUGCCACUAAUCAAUUAGGAUCUAACACUCUGUUUGUUUUAAUAAUGCUAACUAUCUCUUUCAGACCAUUGGUGAAGAUCACAUGAAUUAGCAGGAA
This is a messenger RNA of Impatiens glandulifera, 1089 nucleotides long. RefSeq lists its product as uncharacterized. The record is from RefSeq and is a predicted model, not a curated record. NCBI's taxonomy places the organism in Eukaryota, Viridiplantae, Streptophyta, Magnoliopsida, Ericales, Balsaminaceae. The transcript has a single exon. The coding region runs from base 127 to 1002 and encodes 291 amino acids.